Sphaeroforma arctica JP610 is the source of this 573-nucleotide messenger RNA. RefSeq lists its product as hypothetical. The annotation marks the transcript as partial. The transcript has a single exon. Lineage: Eukaryota; Ichthyosporea; Ichthyophonida. The record is from RefSeq and is a predicted model, not a curated record.
AUGUCAGAAGCACAGGACAGUGUCGUCCACGAUGCACCCGAUAACGGAAGGGCAGGUGUCACCAGCGCGACUGCUUUAGGACCGGAAAAUGGGGCAGAAGCUGUAGCGGGACAUACGGUGGUGAGUGGGGAGAGCAAUGUGAAUGCUGGUGCGGAUAUGGCGACUACUGCCGAGUCGCCGGAUGCGAUUGGUAGCGAGGCAGUUGCUGAGAACGAUUCUGAUUGGGCAACGGCCAAGGACGAUUCUGAUUGGACCACCGGUUGGGGAGAUACGGUGGGAGAGGAUCAGGGAGUGACGGAUGGUGUGGUCGACGGUAGGGACCUACAAGAGGGACAUACAGACAUUCCCAGUGAUGGGGGGAGUGCAGAAAACUCAGACUUGCCAUUCGCACACGACCCAGAAAGUAAUACAGAUAACCUCGAGGGUACUGCGGAGACUGGCCUGAGGGACGGGCAGGCGCACUCUGGACGCACAGACAGCGAUGCAGCCGAUGCGCAUGACGGUGGCAAAGACGAGCAGUCUGUGCAGGAAGACCAGACAGAUACAAUGCAUCAGGAAGGCCAGACAGACACA